AAAAAGGCGGGGUUAGAGCUGGGGAAAAAACUCAGAUAACACACUCUACCACAUCUUGCGAAAGAAUUUUGGAUCAAAUUGAGUUGGAACGAGAUGCAUUAGACUAGAGGAAUGGAAAUUACCUCUCAAGGUUGCAAUGUUCUGCUCCAAACAGAGCGGUAUUUAAAACCAGCCCUGCACUUUUCCGGAUACAGCCCCAGGCUUUUGCUUUGAGAAGGUGCAGAAAAAAAGCGUGCGCGCAAAUCAAACGAAACUUUUGGAUCUCCCCACACCAUCAUCAUCAUCAUCAUCAUCAUCAUCUUGAGUGGUGUGGAGGGAAUGAAAGCCUGCUCCGUUCCUCUCCCGGUUUUUCGGAGGCGCACUUGGAGAGCACUGCGGGAGGAAAUCGCGUUUGCAGCUAAUCAUGCGGGGAGCUCGAGCUUCGAUAUGAAACAAUAAUCAUCUCCCCUUCUUCCUCUACUGCACAGCCUAUUGGAUAUCGUAAUAACACACAGACGGUGGAAGCAGCCUUUUUAUUAUUGUUCCCCCCUUUUUUUUUAUUAUUAUUGUUGUUGUGUUUUCUUAACAAACGGCCGCCUUUUUUUCUUAAGACCAUCAUGACGUCUCCGGCGAAAUUCCGAAAAGACAAGGAGAUUAUAGCCGAAUAUGAAACUCAAGUGAAAGAGAUCCGGGCUCAGCUGGUAGAACAGCUCAAAUGUCUGGACCAGCAAUGCGAGCUCCGGGUGCAGCUCCUCCAGGACCUGCAGGACUUCUUCCGCAAGAAGGCCGAGAUCGAGAUGGACUACUCGCGCAAUCUGGAGAAGCUGGCUGAGAGGUUCCUGGCCAAGACGCGCAGCACCAAGGACCACCAGUUCAAGAAGGAGCAGAAUGUGUUGUCUCCGGUGAACUGCUGGAACCUGCUGCUGACUCAGGUGAAGCGAGAGAGUCGUGACCAUGCCACCCUCAGCGAUCUCUACCUCAAUAACAUCAUACCACGCUUUGCCCAGAUCAGCGAGGAUUCUGGACGUCUCUUCAAGAAAAGUAAAGAGGUGGGACUUCAGCUGCAGGAGGAUUUGAUGAAGGUCCUCAACGAGCUGUACACGGUGAUGAAGACGUACCACAUGUACAAUGCGGACAGCAUCAACGCCGAGAGCAAGCUGAAGGAAGCCGAGAAACAGGAAGAGAAGCAGAUGGGACGCGGGGCACGCCAAGAGGAGCGCCAAACACCACGCUCGCCUGACACGCUCGCCAGCGUCAGGCUUGACGACAAGCCUGUUCGUCGGAGCUCUGUGAAAAAGAUCGAGAAGAUGAAGGAGAAGCGCCAAGCCAAAUACACUGAGAACAAGCUGAAAGCCAUCAAGGCAAGAAACGAGUACCUGCUGGCUCUGGAGGCGACCAACUGCUGCGUGUUCAAGUACUACAUUCAUGACCUCUCCGACCUCAUUGACUGCUGUGACCUGGGCUACCAUGCCAGCUUGCACCGGGCUCUGCGUACCUACCUCUCUGCUGAGUUUAACGUAGAGACGUCCAAGCAUUGCGGCCUGGAGACGAUCGAGAACGCUGCCGAGAACCUCGAGGCCCAGGCUGACAAACAGAGACUAAUGGAGACCUACAACAACAUCUUCUGCCCUCCCAUGCGCUUCGACUUCCAGUCUCAUAUGGGGGACCAGAUGGGCUACAUGUGCGCUCAGCAGCCACUGCAGGGAGAACUUCUGCAGAGGUGCCAGCAGCUCCAGUCUCGUCUUUCCACACUCAGGAUAGAGAACGAGGAGGUGAAGAAGACCAUGGAGGCGACUCUGCAGACCAUCCAGGACAUGGUGACCAUCGAGGACUUUGAUGUAACUGACUGCUUUCACCACAGCAACUCCAUGGAGUCAGUGAAGUCUACUGUGUCUGAAUCGUUCAUGAGCAAACCGAGCCUAGCCAAGAGACGGGCCAAUCAGCAGGAGACUGAGCAGUUCUACUUUACGAAACUGAAGGAGUUCCUAGAGGGCAGGAACCUCAUUACCAAACUGCAGGCCAAGCACGAACUUAUCCAGAAGACCCUGGGAGAGAGUCAAAAGACUGACUAUUGCCUUGCCAGUGGACGGAGGAACUCGACCGCGAGGAAACAGGAAUCCGCUCAGGUCAUACCACUGAUCGUGGAGAGCUGCAUUCGCUUCAUCAGCCGACACGGCCUGCAUCAUGAGGGCAUCUUCCGAGUGUCUGGCUCCCAAGUGGAGGUCAAUGACAUUAAGAACGCCUUUGAGAGGGGUGAGGAUCCUCUGGCCGGAGAUCAGAACGAUCACGACAUGGACUCCAUUGCCGGCGUCCUCAAACUCUACUUCAGAGGCUUGGAAAACGCUCUUUUCCCAAAGGAAGUCUUCCAUGACCUCAUGGCCUGUGUCUCCAUGGAGAACCUCCAGGAUCGAGCUGCUCACAUCCGCAAGGUCCUUCUGUCUCUUUCCAGCAACACUCUGGUCAUCAUGCGAUACCUGUUCGCAUUCCUCAACCAUCUGUCCCAGUACAGUGAGGACAACAUGAUGGACCCCUAUAACCUGGCCAUCUGCUUCGGCCCCACACUUAUGUCUGUGCCUGAGGGUCAUGACCAGGUCUCAUGCCAGGCCCAUGUGAACGAGCUGAUCAAGACUAUCAUCAUCCACCAUGAGAGCAUCUUCCCCGGUCCACGUGAGCUUGAGGGCCCUGUGUAUGAGCGUGGAGGAGCCCCUGAAGAAUACUGUGACAGUCCACACAGCGAGCCCCCUCUGGUGGACGAACCAGCACCUGAUACCGUCUCGGACAUGCAUAACAGUGAUGAUGACUCGGACCCCAUCGAGGCCAUUGCACGCUUUGACUACUCAGGUCGUAACAAUCGCGAGCUCUCAUUUAAGAAGGGCGCCUCGCUGCUGCUCUACCACCGUGCUUCUGACGACUGGUGGGAGGGACGACACAAUGGCGUCGACGGUCUCGUGCCUCACCAGUACAUCGUGCUCCAGGACAUUGCGGAUGGUGGGUACACAGGUCGAGGCAGUCCGAAAGCUGACCUAGAGGCACCCCAUGAGGGAGUAGAGGAGAAAGUGUCUACUAGAGGCAAUGCAAGCUCACCCAUUGGAGGCCAUGUAGCCGAUAUCUAUCUGGCCAACCUUAACAAGAUGAGGAAGCGUCCAGAGGCGAGUUCAAUCCGCAGGACAUUCCGGCCAGUAGAAGGCUCUGCCGAGGGCUCAUCUGUCCCCGCGGGGGGUCUGAGAAGUUCUUCGUUGUCUGCAGCCGCGCUGCCCAAAGAGAGCGCAGACAAGAGGCCACUGAGCGCCCACAGCGUCCUCAACUCCAUCACCCGCCACUCAUCCCUCAAAGCCAAGGUGGAGAGCCCUCAGUUCCGCAGAGGCACCCCUGCAGGACGCUCCAAGAGUUUUAGUAACCAUCGACCUCUCGACCCUGAAGUGUUCUCACAGGUUGAGCACAGCUCACAGGAAAUCCAGGCGACCAUGAGCACGGCACUGAGCGAGCUGCAGGAUCUGGACAAGAAGGGCAGUGUGAAGCCGGCGCCUGAUGUGGUGCUCGACACUCUGGAGCAGCUGAAGAGCGGCGGAGCCUCCGAGCCAUCCAGCCCGCUGCACUCGCGUCCUCUCCAGCACCCGCUCCAGUGCCCACUCCAACGCAGCGCCAGCUCGGCCAGCGACGUGCCCUCCACCUCACGCCCCAUCAAGGGCCCAGCACCUAAGAGCCCUCUGUCCUCAGGAACAACGGCCACUGCACUCUCUCCUUCCACUUCCACUUUCCGAGACAACCGGCCGCCAGCCACCAGACCCAAACCUGCAGUCUUCCCUAAAAGUAGCAGCUCCAGCAGCACCACCAGUAUCCCUCCAUCUCCACCACCACCUCCUCCACCUACCGAUAAAUCCUGCCCGGCUUGAGAAAUCCAUCAAUCCUUUAUUGCUUUAUUGCGAUUCCAAAAUCCAGCCGCUGUUUUUGAUCGUGUCAGUGGAGGGAUAAACAACUAACCUCUUUUAAUUCAUUCAUUAUGGACAGUAACCUCAAUUCUGAAAUGCAGUGUGUGGAUGUGAGUGUGUGUAUUGUCUGUGUGUGGUCCACAUGCACAUGGUGGGAUUUUUCAGCACUGUUGAAACCUGAGAAAAGAAUUCUGUCUGGGUUGUGAACACUCGAUCCCUCUUUAUAGUUAUAUCUAGGUUUAAUGAUGAUUUUUUUUAAAGGCUUGUGAAUUGGAUUGGAUUAUUUUGAAAAAUAUGUAGCUGUGAAUAUGUUCCUUUCUCUCUCUCUCUCUCUCUCUCUCUCUCCCUCUGUACUUCAAUACUUACUCUUGAGGGAGCUGGACUUGACAUGUCCCAUGACAGAGACUGAACUUUUUUUUUGCAAUAUUCCAACUAUGAACUCCAUAGCAUUGCGGUGGGAAAAAAAAUGUAUCUGUGUAUUUAUAUGCAGCUAUUUUUAAGUACUGAGAUUGUGUCCGUGUUUUCGUCAGGAUAAGCAAUGUUGGCUUCUACCCUCCUCUCACAUUGGAUAUACCUGCAUUUGUAAUUCAGGAUCAAGCCUAAAGGCUUUCAGUACUUUUUUUCUCUGUAGGAAUUCCAGCAUGGCAAUUUGCUUGCACCAUUUUCUCUUCAACAGUAACCAACAACCUACUUUCUUAACAAUAUCUGGUAAAGUAAAAAAAAAAAAAUUGAACACUAAUCAGCAGUGAUCUAGAACUUUUAGCCUGUUUGCCGUGAACUAUUAUUAAUCGUUUUUAUCCACAAGCACCUGGCAAGCUCUCAGGACAAAAAAAAAAAAGAAUUCGCAUCUCGCCUUAUUGUGCAAUGUCAAGGGCAGCACUGAGGGAUAACGUCCAACUUUGCACCAGCUUUAUCUUUGCACCGACUUUAUCUAGUCUAGCUGAAUCAGUAGGAAAAAGGUGGGUGGGACCUUGGUCUAUUUUUUUUUUAUUUAUUUUUUUUUGGAGCUGCUUAAUAUUAAGUAGUGAAUUUUUUUGCCUUUCUGUUUUCUGGUUGGGAAAAAAAAUUGCUGGCUAAUAGUUACUCUUACAUUCCCUUCAAAAUCACAUGCAAGUGGCCAAACAUCCACGUACCGCUGAUGCACGUCAACAUCAAUCAGUCUGCAUGCUACGAGAAUUUGGAAUCCGAGCCGAAUCGAUGGCUCCGUAAACAAGUCAGUCGAUCUGAAGACACUGGUGGCUUCCACAGGAUUAGAGCUGUUUUUUUUUAGUAGAUAAGAAGUGUAACCAGGUAUUAAGGGAGAAAAAAUACACAUGCAAUUUGUUUUUGUCCACAGAGCUUAUGUCUUAGUAAUACAUUGAGCUGUUUUGGCUUUAUACCUCACAGCUUGACUCUAUACAGCGAAUCCUAAAUCGAUCCUACUUGCAUGGUGCAUAAGGCAAAGCUGUGCUGCUUCUCCGACUCUUUCCAUUCUUCUACCAGCUUCACAAGCACUUCUUAAUGACCUGCUCUUCAUAUUCUCCUACUGUUUACUUCUCGAUACUCAAACAUGAAUCAAACACGACGUAAUCCAGACGAACAGGGGGUAUUUCAGUGUAUACCAGAAACGAUUAAGAUUAUAACUGGAAAAAAAAAAAAUUUUUACGAAAGUGAGGAAUGUCUUGUACACUUGGUGACGUAUUUUGAUGCAAAAAUAUGGUUUCCUUCUGCCUUGCCUAAAUUUAUUUACAAUUCUCGUGGGCCGUUAUUUGGCCCGGAGUUUGCAUCAUGUGUAUCAGCUGUGUAUCUGUAUACAGAAUGUUUCUAUGUAUGUUUCUAUGUAUGUAUAGUGUAAACCAGCCUAAUGAUGGCUAUUAAUUCAUGCUUUAUACAGCAGAUUGGGAAAACUUCUCUCAUCUCUUCACAGGAGUUCACUGGGGAUAUUAGGAUUUACAAAACAGCAGACGUUUUUUCUUAGUCUUUAUAUGGAAAAUUAAGGAUGUUUGCACGCUCCAGACUUAGGAGCAGGUUAAUCCAACUGCUUAGUUCGGUUUUAUCUCAGUGUUGUUGGAGAUCCUGUAUGCUUCAUUCACAGGCUUAUGGAUGAAUUUAACAUGGGAUUUUUUGCAACAAACCAGUCUUCUGCAUGUUUAGAUAUUUCCCAGCUCUCUAACAACACAUUUGCCAGGCCAUAUUAUCUAUAUAAAAAAAAAAAAAACGAUCUGAGCCUCUCUUAGUUCAUCUAGUCUAUGUAUGCUUUUUAAAGAUUUUUUUUUUCUUCAAGAAACGCCUUGUCUAUUUACUAUGUACAAACCUUGAUGUGGUGGUCAGGAGUAAAAAUAAUGUUGGGUGUGUGUUUUGAGGUCAGGAAGAAAAAACAAGCAUGGGGCCAGUUGAUUUUAUUUUUUCCCCCCAAGGGCAGUGAAGACCUGUUAUUAAAAUCCUGAAAAUGGUGAGAAACGCCUGGAAACCCUUUCGUUAAUACCCAACUUAAAAAAAAAAAAAUUAAAAAAAAAAAAAAAAGAAAAGAGAAAAAAUCAGCAGCUGAGCAAAGCGAAUUUUAAAAGGUCAAUCUUUUCUAGAAAAACUUUUUGGACCAUUUUUUUGUGUUGUCUUGCAAUUCUCUACAUGUCUUAACAGGUGAUUAGGUAUAUCUCUAUGUGCUAUGAUUGGAAAUUUUCUCUUUGUGUGAUUCCUAAUACCUCAUAAGGCAACUGGAAACCAAAUUGGAAUGGGAAAAAAAAAAAAAAAAGCAUUAAUCUGCAUUAUUCAUAAUUAACUCAUGCAAAGUGCUUGGUGAGAUGUUCUGUCUUAAUGUGUAACUUUCUUACUGUGCAGUUGGCUGAAGUCUCGGUUUACAUGUAAUCUUUCUAUUUUCAAGUCUGCAAUUUUAAACUCGAUUCUUAUUAUGCACUUGAAUCUGCAUUGUAUGUUGGUGAACAGAUCGAGCGAGGGUUUGCUUUAUUUUAUUUUUUAUUUUUUAAAUCGUAACUAUUGUUAAAUGUGUAUUUCCUGUCCAUUUUAAAAAACAAGGCUGUAAACUUGUCUUGUAAAGAGGUAUUUAUAGUCGUCAAACUCGAGUAUCUGUUAAUGAGAGAAACCUGUGUUCAGAUGUACUUUGUAUAUACAAUGGUGUACAUUACAGAGGUACAUUCUUUCUCUUUGGUUUUCUUUCUUUUCUUUUUUUUUGGAGGGUGGGAGUGGGGUACAGGAUUGUACAGUAAUAGCAAUAGUAGUUUACUCUCAAAUACACCUUAUAUAAUUCCAUGCGUAGUUCUUGUAGUAAACAUUUUUUAAUAAACCGCUUGCUAUACA
Hemibagrus wyckioides is the source of this 7202-nucleotide messenger RNA. It is a transcript of the gene srgap2, whose product is annotated as SLIT-ROBO Rho GTPase activating protein 2. The record is from RefSeq and is a predicted model, not a curated record. Gene Ontology annotation, molecular function: protein binding. Bases 597 to 3872 code for a protein of 1091 amino acids. Gene Ontology annotation, biological process: negative regulation of cell migration; signal transduction. Gene Ontology annotation, cellular component: cytoplasm. The transcript is spliced from 23 exons. NCBI's taxonomy places the organism in Eukaryota, Metazoa, Chordata, Actinopteri, Siluriformes, Bagridae.